AGAAUCAAUAGCAGCUGAAGUAAUCAUUCAGAGAGACAGAAGAGGAUACAGUACUAUCUGAAAAUAGUAAAAAGCAACCAACAAAACCUUCCGUGACUGGAGACUCCCACACAGUCUCUGUUUCACCCAAGCUCUGUAACGUUCAAAGCCUUCCUCUUACCAACAGCGGCUUCCUGUUUAUGAACUUCCUACUGCGCGCUGAUGAAGCAGAGACCGUGCCACUUCUGCUUUCCACUCACAACACCUGCUAAACAUAAACUCAAGAGCAAAUAGAACAGAGCAAGGCAUGAUGAACCUGGUCUACGCUCUAAUUUAUGGAUCUAUUAUCAUUCUUGGUCUGCCACUCAACGUCGUGUCUCUAUGGAUUCUGCUUCGUAACUAUGGCUGCACAUCUCCCAUUGCUGUCUUCAUGGUCAACCUGGUGAUUUCAGACCUAUUACUCAUCAUUUCCCUGUCCAUGAGGGUCUACUAUUACGUUAAAGGAGCCUGGCUUCUCGGCAGCAUGGCAUGCAUCUGCUUCACGAUGCUUUUCCGCAACAACAUCCGCACAAGCUCCAUCUUCAUCACCUUCAUCAGCGUGGACCGGCUGCUGGCUGUGGUUUAUCCUCUGAGGUCACGACAUCUUCGAACCACGUCCAAAGCUGUGAGAGGAGUUGUAAUUGUUUGGCUGGUUGUGUUGAUGGUGAAUGUCCCCGAGAGCGUGGGAUACUUCAGAGACAUAAAUGAAACAAACUGUGAUGAAUUUGAAACUCCGAAGACGCUGCUCAACUCUAAAAACAGCACUCUGAAAUAUGACAAACUGAAAAUGGCAACUGGUUAUUUUCAGCUUGUGUUGCUGCUCACCUUGCUGGUGGUCAACAUCGUGUCCACAGUGAUGGUGUCCUGGACGCUCAACAGGCGUUUGAACGAGUCUGCCAAGGUCAACAACAAAAUGAAUGUCAUGCUGAUUUUUGCCAUGAACUUGAUGAUGUUCAUCGUCUUCUUCUUGCCCGUGUCCCUAAUUGUUAUUUUUGAUCACCUGAGACCUCUGUUAAGCUGCCUGGCUAGUGUGAACUGCUGUGUGGAUCCACUGUUGUACUACUUUUCAUUUGAUGGAUUCUGGAAGAAGAAAGAGGACGGGGAGACAUCACUCGCAAGACACGAGUCGGGGAACACGAAGCACAGAGAGGUAGAACUACACAGGAAGUCCUCGGGCAUUACAUGAAACUCUUCGGCUGCGGACAGUGUGUUACAUUUUACUCCGUAAGAAAGGUUUUAAACAACAGAUGGCUUCAUGGAUGACUGGCGGGUGCUUCUGGAGGCCCAGCUCCCACUGGAGGAUCCACUGCUGGAUGGCCUCUCAGAAGCUUCGAGCCUGAUCCAGCCCAAGGAGAGGAGGAUAAAAGACGUGGAUCCAGAGAUGACCCCUACAGGCAGGCUCAGGUGUUGCACCUAGCGGGUUAGCGUUGGUGGUUUAUUGUCGUAAAAGAUACAGCGUAAUUGGAGUGCCACUCCCUUUGGUGCAAAUUGUAAAACAAUACUGGAAAAUUAUACCGAACAAAACAAGUGUAAAAUCAACAGUAGUAUUUACUAAUAUAUAGAAAGAGUAGCAUCAUUUAUGAUGCAAAUCUACAAAAAGCAGAAUCCCCAUCCUCAGGCCACCAAAACAGAUCUCCUCAACACCUUGCUGGCACCUAGAAAUCCUGUCCAUAAAAGUUAUGCGCAGAAUCGGCUACAAAGGGCAGCCUUGGAAGAGUCCAACUCUCACUAGGAAUGAGUCUGAUUCACCGCCUGUCGUACGGACCAAGCUCUGGCACCAGUCAUCCAGGGACUAAGAGUUCCGACAGGCUGAGAGGAUAAAAUUAGGAGUGGUGGUACUGCAUACCUGUGAGGACCGGCGCACUUAAAGCACAGUUUGUAAUGAUAUUGCUCAAAAAGACAAUGCAAUGUUCAGUAAUUCUGAGUAACAAGUUCUGCUUUUAACCUUGUCAAAAAAUGUGGUCCACUUCUGUAGCAGCUGUGGUUCACUGAAGUCCGUAGACAGGAGUCAACUCAGUUGCUAAUCCCUUAUUUUCUAGGUACUUGUCUUCAACAUUAUACCAAUCUCACUCAAACCUGUCCAUCCACUUUACAUCAGCACAGAACUAUUCACUUUCCUUAUCAAGUCCCUUUUAUGCUAGUUGAACAAAUAUAAAAGAAUUUGAAUACUAUAGCUGCACAGGUUCAACAAAAUAACAGCUGCAACUUAUAAAAGUGUAUUUUGAAGACCCAUUCUUGAUUCUCCAUUCUCACUUUUUCAAUUCUCACUAUGACAACCAUAAAUAAAGAACAUUUGGCUUGGAUCCUGCAUAUUGCAGUUCUCUUUUAGAGCCAUCUACACCUGAACAGUCUCAAAUUACUGUGAUGCACAACAACACAGUGUAAAGAAAUAAGGACUGCAGCAACAUGCUAUGCUGCCCUCACAAACUAAACAGUAAAACAAAUACUGUGUGUGCCUCUUGAACCACAUGCAGAAUAAUUUCUCUUUUGCAUAGAUUUGAUUUUUCUGCCUGUGUACAUCAGGGUCAAAGUGUAUGAUAUAGUAAAUGUGAUGCAUUCAAGUGCACAUUAAACAAUUGGAAAUAGCACUUCUUCUGAACAGCUUUUUAAGUGCCUAUUUCUUUACUUGUGUCCUCCCUGGGCUGCCAUCUUUCUGUGGUGAGGUAUCCAAAGAUCCUGGAGCUAAGUU
Messenger RNA from Nothobranchius furzeri (turquoise killifish), 2707 nucleotides. It is a transcript of the gene lpar5b, whose product is annotated as lysophosphatidic acid receptor 5b. Lineage: Eukaryota; Metazoa; Chordata; Actinopteri; Cyprinodontiformes; Nothobranchiidae. Gene Ontology annotation, molecular function: lysophosphatidic acid receptor activity. Gene Ontology annotation, cellular component: plasma membrane. Gene Ontology annotation, biological process: positive regulation of Rho protein signal transduction; phospholipase C-activating G protein-coupled receptor signaling pathway. The record is from RefSeq and is a predicted model, not a curated record.